Molecule: messenger RNA, 957 nt
Organism: Nicotiana attenuata
Lineage: Eukaryota; Viridiplantae; Streptophyta; Magnoliopsida; Solanales; Solanaceae
Product: BICD family-like cargo adapter 1
Exons: 4
Coding region: 1-957 (318 amino acids)
Source: RefSeq, a predicted model, not a curated record
AUGGCCGCACCGAAGAGCGGCGUGGCUUCGGUUGCAGAGACAGCGUCCCCUUCAAAUGUGGAGAUUGCUUCCUUGCUAGGGGUCUUCGUGGAAGUAGGAAGGCGAUCUGAGGCAGCUGAGGUCAUUCCGAGGAGUGACCCGUCAAUAGAAGAAGAGGGCUUUGUUCAAGAGGUGGAGUCCAAGUAUAAAGAGUACCGUGCCAAGCAUCGUGAGUUGUGCCGCCGAUUCAGCGCGGAUGGUAAAUUCCAGUCUCUUAGGGACGAGCUGAAGGAGAAGGACGAUGAACUCGUGAGAGUCGAAAGAUGUAGCGAGCUUGAGGGAGAUCUUAAGGCCAAGGAUGACGAGCUCGAGGCUGAGCUUGAGCAGAGUUCGAUCAGAGCCAAUGACCUAAGUGACGAGUUGACUGAGAAAACGGUAGAGCUGGAGAGGGCCGAGGAAGCCAGGACGAUGACUUUGGUGAGGGUAGCAGCAUUGGAGGAGGUCAUCCGCGUCCUUAGAUCUGAACGGGCGAGCGAAGCAAAAACGGCCAUGCUCAGAGAGGCACGGGUUGAUGAGCGGAUUGGUGGACUCAAGAGAGAGGUUUCAAGCCUUAGUGACCAAGUCGCUACUCUUGAGGCCGAGAAGGCGCAUCUGCUGGCGCGGUUGUCCUCCUCCUAUACUUCUGCGUUUUCCGAUGUUCUGCAGCACUUAUAUGAGAUGUGGAUCCACGCCGAGGCUCAGCUGGACAUUCUCAAGAAUUUGAUGACGGCGGGAAAGGUUCCUGAGGCCGAUUUUGAAGAUGCUCGUGUCAAGGCGUCUACUCCGAGGGCCGGCGACAGUGAGGAGGAGGAAGAAUUGGACGAGCUUGAGCAGGAUGCCUGGUACGAAGAUGAACAUCCUCAAGGCGAUGGUGGAGACAGCGCUAUUGGGAUGGGUGGUGAAGGAGACGACAAUGUCGGUGGAGACAGCGUGGAGUAG